This is a messenger RNA of Lathyrus oleraceus (garden pea), 2070 nucleotides long. RefSeq names its product omega-3 fatty acid desaturase, chloroplastic. Lineage: Eukaryota; Viridiplantae; Streptophyta; Magnoliopsida; Fabales; Fabaceae. Gene Ontology annotation, molecular function: oxidoreductase activity, acting on paired donors, with oxidation of a pair of donors resulting in the reduction of molecular oxygen to two molecules of water. Bases 545 to 1885 code for a protein of 446 amino acids. Gene Ontology annotation, biological process: lipid metabolic process. The transcript has 8 exons. The record is from RefSeq and is a predicted model, not a curated record.
ACACCGACCCAUCCUUCAACCAUACAAAACAUUCAUAAUUUUUUUUUCCAUUCCACUACCAUGAUAGGUCAAAUACACGGCAUGAAUAAAAAAUAACAGAAACUAAAAUUCCAUUCCACAAGUCUUUGUUUCUUCACAUGAGAAUCAGAAUCAUCAUCAAACAUUUUCAUAGUAAAAGUAAACACGUUUUUGUUUGGUCAUAGGUAAUGUAACACAACCACAAAAAUCACUAAUCACAAACCCCUUCAUCACCAAACACUAUAUUUAAGACUCUCAUUUCCAAUUCCCAAAAGCCAUAACUCAUCAAUUCCAAACACAAACACACCCUUUUCUUCCUUCUUGACUAAAGCCAAAAACUUUCAUCAACCCAACUCACAGAAAUCAAAAGGGUCGCCAAAAUUCUGUGUUGUUGUUGUGGCUGUUGGAACUUGAAUCAUAUAUAAUAUCACCGACCCAAUUGUUUAAUUUAUAAAAAUCAAAAUUUGAAGUAUUUAGUCCAAAAUAUUUUGCAUUUUUGUUGUUGUUAUCUUUGUGUUAAUCUUCUAUGGCGAGUUGGGUUUUAUCAGAAUGUGGUUUAAAGCCACUUGCUCCAGUAUUUUCCAAACCAAGAACUGGUUUUGCUGUUUCCAACAACUCAAAGGUUAGGUUUUUAGGCACAAACAAAGGAGUUUCAGAUCACAAAUUUCAAUUUCAACCGAAAAGUUUUGAUUUUAAGGAGAAGAGAAAAUGGGGUUUGAAUGUGAGUACUCCUUUGAGAGUUGACUCAAUUGAACAACAACAACAACAACAACAGGAGGAGGAACUUCCGGAGUUUGAUCCUGGUUCACCACCACCAUUUUCAUUGGCUGAUAUAAGAGCAGCAAUUCCAAAGCAUUGUUGGGUGAAGGAUUCUUGGAAGUCUAUGAGUUAUGUUUUGAGAGAUGUUGUUAUUGUUUUUGGUUUGGCUGCUGCUGCUGCUUAUCUUAACAAUUGGAUGGUUUGGCCUUUUUAUUGGGCCGCUCAAGGAACCAUGUUUUGGGCCCUUUUUGUUCUUGGUCAUGAUUGUGGUCAUGGAAGCUUUUCAAAUGAUGCUAAUCUUAAUAGUGUUGUUGGACAUUUCUUACAUUCUUCAAUUCUUGUUCCAUAUCAUGGAUGGAGAAUUAGUCAUAGGACUCAUCACCAAAACCAAGGACAUGUUGAAAACGAUGAAUCUUGGCAACCGUUGACAGAAACAUUAUACAAGAGUUUGGACAGUGCAGGACGCGCUUUAAGAUUUACAGCUCCUUUUCCGUUACUUGCAUUUCCUGUGUACCUUUUUAUCAGGAGUCCUGGGAAGACGGGUUCUCAUUUCCAUCCCGACAGUGACUUGUUUGUUCCAACUGAGAGAAAUGAUGUUAUCACUUCUACAGCUUCUUGGUUGGCUAUGGUGGCUUUGCUUGUAGGAUUGGGAUUUGUAAUGGGUCCAAUUCCAUUACUCAUGCUUUAUGGAGUUCCUUAUGUUAUCUCUGUCAUGUGGUUGGAUUUCGUGACUUAUAUGCACCAUCAUGGCCAUGAAGACAAAAUACCUUGGUAUCGUGGAAAGGAAUGGAGCUAUCUUAGAGGUGGACUUACUACUUUUGAUCGCGAUUACGGAUGGAUCAAUAACAUUCACCACGACAUUGGAACUCACAUCGUUCAUCAUCUUUUCCCUCAAAUUCCACACUAUCACUUAGUUGAAGCUACGGAGGCAGCUAGGCCUGUGUUUGGAAAAUAUUACAGAGAGCCAAAGAAAUCUGCUCCUCUUCCAUUUCACCUUAUUGGAGAAUUUGUAAGGAGCUUGAAGAAAGAUCAUUUUGUUAGUGACACUGGUGAUGUUGUGUACUAUCAAGCAGAUCCUGAACUUAGUGGCUCUUCUGAUGAAAGUUAAGAUUUUUCUACUAUUGAAAUUUGUCAUAAAGUUAGUGCAAUUAGUAGAAUCCACUUCAUAAAGAAAAGGGAUUAAUGGAAAUUAAAGAAUAUGUAGGGUAUAAGAUUAUCCUUCCUAAAAGGUGAAUUUUGUAAAUUGAUUAUUCUUCUUGAAGGAAGUUGAUUGAAGCACAGCACCUUGGUUCA